Messenger RNA from Ambispora leptoticha, 215 nucleotides. The record is from the annotation of a GenBank genome assembly. Lineage: Eukaryota; Fungi; Glomeromycota; Glomeromycetes; Archaeosporales; Ambisporaceae.
AAAAAGACAAAUUACAAGAAGCAAAUAAUAUUAUGUUGGCAGAGAGAAAUAUUUUGAUGGAAAGAAUAGAUAGUAGAAUUAGUAGACAAAUGUUAAGAGAAAUAUAUAUAGAAAAGAAUACAACUGAAGAAGAAAUGGAAGAAAUAAGAGAAGAGGAAGAAGAAGAAAUAAUAGAAGAAGAAGAAGAAAUGAAGAAAGAAGAGGUGAAUUGGUAG